AUGCCGGAAGAAACAGAUGCUCUUCUAGGAAGCAGCCGGCGAUCACGUUCGGCUUCCUUGUCCCAUUAUCUGCGUGAUGAAAUCGACACGCGCCACAGCCAUUGGAUUCUUUUGGUCUGCUAUGUGAUCACCGGCUUACUGGACAGCUCGGCCGUGUUGAUCUGGGGGAGCUUCGUGUCCAUGCAGACGGGCAACUCUGUGUAUUUUGGGCUGGGGCUUGUGGGCCCCAGCGAUGACCGGUGGAUCAAAUCUGGUGUCUCGAUUGCGGGCUUUUGCCUGGGGUCUUUCGUUUUCUCUACUUUGCACAGGCUGUUCCCGCCUCGACACCGCUGGGUGCUGAUGAGCUCGUUCCUGAUCCAAGUAGUAUGCAUUGGGAUCGCUGCUUCAAUUGUUACAAUCUAUCGGCCUACUCGGGACACCCCUCUGGGCUGGCUUGUGCUCCUCCUCUGGUUCUUGUUUCAGCACAAUCAAGCGGCCAGGCCGUGGCCAGUCGGGUACUGCGAUGCAACGGCUUGA
Messenger RNA from Penicillium chermesinum, 516 nucleotides. Its product is annotated as YoaK family protein. The transcript has a single exon. The record is from RefSeq and is a predicted model, not a curated record. NCBI's taxonomy places the organism in Eukaryota, Fungi, Ascomycota, Eurotiomycetes, Eurotiales, Aspergillaceae. The coding region runs from base 1 to 516 and encodes 171 amino acids.